Mytilus trossulus (common blue mussel) is the source of this 1142-nucleotide messenger RNA. RefSeq lists its product as uncharacterized. The record is from RefSeq and is a predicted model, not a curated record. Gene Ontology annotation, cellular component: adherens junction. The transcript is spliced from 7 exons. Bases 1 to 1008 code for a protein of 335 amino acids. Gene Ontology annotation, biological process: homophilic cell-cell adhesion; heterophilic cell-cell adhesion. Lineage: Eukaryota; Metazoa; Mollusca; Bivalvia; Mytilida; Mytilidae.
AUGUGUCAAGUAGCAUAUGUAGGUUCAAGUGGAAGUACCACUGUGGAUUCUGGUGUUGCAAAUAUUAAUGUUCAAGGUAAUCCAGAACAACCUGACAGAAGACCAGUAUAUAUACCAUCAGCUGGGAUAAAAGAAGGCAACAAUGUUGUCUUCACAUGUACGGGUAAUGUUGGCAAACCGCAAGGCAAGUUCAGAUGGGUGAGAUACAGACGUAACUCUGAUGGUGUUACGAUACAGGAAACACCAUACGAACAAGAAACAACUACAGCAGCAGUAAUGUCAGGAACCUGUACAUAUAAUGGUACCAGUUCGCUGACACUGAAAAUGGAACAAAUAGAUAAUAAUGCUGUAGUCAGAUGUCAGGUUGUUUAUCAAAAUGUACCACAGGGGAUUUUAUACAAACAGACAGAGGGCGUUAAUGUUUAUUAUAGUGUUAGGAAUGUACAAGUAACAAAAUCUCCCAGCAAUCCAACAUUUGCUGAAGGAGCAGGGCCCAUAACUCUGACAUGUACAUCAGAUGGAAAUCCUACUGUAACAGAUUAUACUUGGCACAAAGAAUCCAACACCAGUGUGUCGCUAUGGACUAGUUCUUACUAUGUCAUCAAUAAUGUUGUCGUUAAUGAAACAGAUAACUACAUAUGUGUGGCACAGAACAGUUUUAAUGGACAAACAUUCAACAUGAAUAACUCUAUACACAUACAAAUAGACUCUACCACUACACCUUCCACGAUAAUGCCAACGACAACUAUGGCGACUUCUUCUACUAACCAUAAAACAUCCAGCAUUGAGAAAGAAAAAGAAAGUUUAACAGUAGUAAAUUCAAUAGUGAUUGCUGUGGUGAUAGUUCUUGCUGUUUUGCAACUUGCAGAAAUUACUUGUUUAUAUAUAUUACAUAAAAAAGGGAUUGUAAAAUUCAAGAAAGUAAAAAACCAAACGGUUCAUGCUGAAGUCAAAAGUGAUAAUACACAGGUUCACGUUUACAGUACAAUGAAUAGAGCUGAAGCAUAGCGGAAACAGUAACUACUAUAAUGAAAUCCACUGACGUUUUUACAUACCGUCGAUAUAGAUGAAUAUCUGUAUACCGGAAGUUGCUUUUUGAUGUCUGUUGUUUUAAUAAGGAGUUAAACUACAGUAACUGUUUU